Acyrthosiphon pisum (pea aphid) is the source of this 2979-nucleotide messenger RNA. RefSeq names its product vacuolar protein sorting-associated protein 62. The coding region runs from base 1282 to 2544 and encodes 420 amino acids. The transcript is spliced from 5 exons. The record is from RefSeq and is a predicted model, not a curated record. NCBI's taxonomy places the organism in Eukaryota, Metazoa, Arthropoda, Insecta, Hemiptera, Aphididae.
AUCGACUAAUAAUCUCGGUCUGCGUAUUUUGAAAAACAAGUUCGUAUGACCGUUUGUCUAUUAUUUAUUAGUGUACUCGUAAAUCACAUCAAAACAUAAAAAAUAUAUGUUCGAAUAGGUGAAUCUAUUUAAUAUUAAUAACAACUAAACGGCCAUACUACGACGGAUAUACCGGAACGAAAAAACUCGAUAAUAGGCCUGAAGUAUAUUUAAAAAUAUAAUAACAUUCGGUCUCAGUGCUCCGGGCGACUCAGCUGCACGCUCAUUCGAAAAAUAUAUACCAACUAUAUAACAUUAUAACUAUCUACCUACCAGAUAAUAGCUAUAAGUUAUAACCAUGCGCAUAAUAUUAAAUUCGACAUAUUCUCGCGGGUCAAUUGCGCGCAAGGCCGCCGAAAAUCUCGAAACCGAAAAAUCGGCCGAUGCGGGCGAUUAUCGUAUAGUUUUACUUUUUUUCCGCGGCCUAGUUGUUCUCACAUAUAUAUUAUAAUGAAUAGGUAAAUUUUGUGCUGAGCCGCGUCUGCCGGAAAAAUGGAAAACGGGCGGGGACGCAACAAGUAGUCAAUAUACGUGACCUACGAAGAGAUAAAAGACGACGGGGAAAAAAAAUUGCCUACCAAUCUCCGCUUUCACUGUCGUUUGGUGCCAAAAAUCCAAAAGUUAAAAAAAAAAAAACAACAACAAACAGAAACCGCACACUCGCGAUCCUGACGGACGCCGCCGCCGCAAUCCAUCGCGCGCGGUGAAAGUGCCUCGAGCGGUUUUUAAAUGCGACCGUCGUCGGCCGAAGACUGCAGCAGCGGCCCAGUCGUGCCGGUACCUCCGAUCACGCUAUAUAUACUCUCUCAGAUGAUAUAUUAUCAUUAUAAUUAUUACACAGAAAUCGUUAAUAAAGCGCCAAUAUCGUACAUAUCGUUGAAUAACAAUAAUAAUUAAUAACAAAUUUUACGCGCACCCAAAAUCAGUUCGCGUGGCCGGUUGAGUUUUCGCGCGCUCGUCAUACCGCCGACCGGAAUAUAACAGCUGAGCGAUCCAAAUAUUCCAUAAUAUUACAUUAUAAUAAUUACAACCGUCAUAUAGAUCGUGUAAUCUAUGCACACGCGACAGUGAUCUUACCACCGACGUCGGAAACGCGAAGUGAAAAUCGUGGUAUAUCAUUAAAUUAUUAUAAUAUUAUUUUUGCUAUCGUGCCCACGACGCGAUCGCCGCGACCGAUGUGAACUGUACUGGCUAUGACUUUGGUCGUCGGCCACUGGUUCAGUGGUGGUGGCGGCGGUCUUGAUGCACCGGGCAGGGUGCGCGUCCGCGUUCUUGCGAAUCAGCGACGGUGUCGGCGGCCCGUUGCUGUUUCUGCUGCUACUGCAGUUGUCUUCGCUCCAGUUGUCGGUCGGGACGACGACGACGACGGCGAUCGCGUCGGGUACGACCGAUCGUUGGCGACCGCAAAGAUUUGGCGGCGGCGGUGUCAUCGACGACCGCGACGAACGGUUGCAGGACAACGAGAUCGUCGAAGACCAUCGCGUCAAACCGUCAGCUCCUCUCACACCCGUCGAACCCUUAUUCGACUAUGUGGCUUCCCUCUACAUGGAGAAGAUGGUCCGCCGCUGGGCACCUCUAAUAUGGUUGGCACCGGACGAACAAUUCCUACCGGGUUCCGUGACCGAUUUCUUGAAUCACGUGACGCCUAAGCCACGUAGCCUGUCCAACGACGUGCAGCAACACUCUAAAGUGCCAAUGGGCCCGGAUUCGCAGUCGUGGUUUUUAGUCACCAAGUCCGAAGUCGAACAACUGCUGGAAAACACUACUUCCGUACUAUACGGGCAGAAUCCGAACACGACCACCGUGCCCGUCUACGCGCACGUCACUCAAUGCGGUCAUAAACAUUUCCACGUGUCGUAUUGGCUGUUUUUCCCGUUCAGCCAGGGCAAGCCUAUAUGCACACUGGACAUGGGCUUGCUCGGUCCGCUCCCGUUGCCAGUCUUCAACAACAGGUGUUUCGGCACCCUCAAAGAGUUCGGCAGCCAUGUCGGAGACUGGGAACACAUGAGUCUCAUGUUUAAUGGCUACGACGAACCGGAAGAAAUGUACGUGUCCGUGCACGAUGCUGGCGCGUUUUAUCGGUUCGAUCGAAAUCGGCGGAAGUUCGUUUUCAACCGACAAGAGGUGCGUAAAGGCUUCUUGCAAAAACCCAAGUUUCCCGAAGUGGUGCACCUUACAGACGAGGGCAAUCAUCCGGUGUUGUUUGCGGCCAAGGGAUCUCACGGCCUAUGGACUGCUCCAGGAAAACACAAAUACGUGCGUAUACCGCGAUUGUACGACGACAGUGGCUACGGAUUUCCAUGGAAAACUUGGCUAAAAGUCGAAGUGUUGAACUCGUCGAAAAAACUUCCCAUCUGGAUGCAGUAUUACGGCAAAUGGGGAAAUCAACGCAGUAAAUGUCAUCCACUCUCCAAAAUGGGCUUGCAGAUCUGUCAGUUUACCGACGGCCCGACGGGUAUACCAAUGAAACAGCAUGAUUUCCGUUGUCAUAACGCGACCAACUAACCAUGGUUUAUGUUGGUAUCCUACUGUUGGCUGUAAGAGGAAAUCGCCGGUCGGCUGCGAUGAAUAUCAACCAUGACCUAGACGACUUUCCAGCGACAGAACGUGUUUUAGGUCAAUGUGUAUCACCGCGGCAUUGUAUUGUUAUUGUUUUUUUUUUCAUUUUUAUUAUUACUAUUAUUUAACUACACUAUAAACGUGAUGGGUCUCAAUAGUUUUAAGAACCUCAAGAAAAUCGAUAUUGCAGUGUUGCGUACUAAUGUAUUAUGCAUUUAACGUAUAGGUAUAUUGAGUGAAAGUAGGACUGCCGGAUUCUCGGAUUUCCUAAGACAAUUUUGUUUCUUUUUACAUAUAAAUUAUCUAUUUGUAUACUAUUUUAUAGCGUGUAAAGGAUCGAUGUCUGUGUGAUGUAAAUAAAAUAAUGAACAUUUGUGACUA